ACGCGCGAGCCCGUGUUCCGGGUUCCGCCUGGGAGCAGCGGUUAGUCUCCCAGCUGUGCGGGUCGGGCCGACCUCUCUCGGGCUUGUAGGCCUUGUGUUCCCUGCUUGCCUCCCGGACGCCCCUGCCGGGCCUUUGGCAGAAGCCAUGGUGGUGCUGCACGUGAAGAGAGGCGACGAGAGCCAGUUCUUGCUGCAGGCGCCGGGGAGCUCCGAGCUGGAAGAGCUCACGGCGCAGGUGACCCGCGUCUACAACGGGCGGCUGAAGGUGCAGCGGCUCUGCACAGAGAUGGAAGAACUAGCGGAACAUGGUGUGUUUCUCCCCCCAAAUAUGCAAGGGCUGAAUGAUGAGCAGAUUGAAGAGCUGAAAUUAAAGGAUGAGUGGGGAGAAAAGUGCGUACCCAGUGGGGGUGCUGUUUUUAAGAAGGAUGACAUUGGACGGAGGAAUGGGCAAGCUCCAAAUGAGAAAAUGAAGCAGGUUUUGAAGAAGACUGUAGAAGAAGCCAAAGCAAUAGUGUCUAAGAAACAAGUGGAAGCUGGAGUCUUUGUUACCAUGGAGAUGGUGAAAGAUGCCUUGGAUCAGCUUCGAGGUGCAGUAAUGAUUGUUUAUCCCAUGGGGCUGCCCCCGUACGACCCCAUCCGGAUGGAGUUUGAAAAUAAAGAAGAUCUGUCAGGAACUCAGGCAGCACUCGAAGUCAUUCAAGAGUCAGAGGCACAGCUGUGGUGGGCUGCCAAGGAGCUGAGAAGAACGAAGAAGCUUUCUGAUUAUGUAGGGAAAAAUGAUAAAACCAAAAUCAUUGUCAAGAUCCAGAAGAGGGGGCAGGGCGCGCCAGCCCGCGAGCCAAUCAUCAGCAGUGAGGAGCAGAAGCAGCUGAUGCUGUUUUACCACAGAAGACAGGAGGAGCUCAAGAAACUGGAAGAAAAUGACGAUGACUCCUGUUUGAAUUCUCCAUGGGCUGAUAACACUGCUUUGAAAAGACAUUUUCAUGGGGUAAAAGACAUCAAGUGGAGACCCCGAUGAAGCUGGCGGCUUGAUGAGGCUGCGGGAACCGCCAGCCACCUUCCUUGGGCAAAAUAAUUAUAAUACUAUAAAGGACUAACCAUAAAGACGUGGAGAUUCCUAUUUUCCUGGUUUUCUUUUCAUUUGAAUUUUUUAAAUAAGUCAUUCACAGUUUUAGAACUUAAUAAAUAAAAUGUGUGAAUUGUU
Molecule: messenger RNA, 1204 nt
Organism: Meriones unguiculatus (Mongolian gerbil)
Lineage: Eukaryota; Metazoa; Chordata; Mammalia; Rodentia; Muridae
Gene: Cfap298
Product: cilia and flagella associated protein 298
Exons: 7
Coding region: 146-1018 (290 amino acids)
Biological process (GO): regulation of cilium movement
Source: RefSeq, a predicted model, not a curated record